This is a messenger RNA of Fusarium musae, 330 nucleotides long. RefSeq lists its product as uncharacterized. The transcript is spliced from 2 exons. Bases 1 to 330 code for a protein of 109 amino acids. Gene Ontology annotation, molecular function: single-stranded telomeric DNA binding. Gene Ontology annotation, cellular component: CST complex. The record is from RefSeq and is a predicted model, not a curated record. Gene Ontology annotation, biological process: telomere capping. NCBI's taxonomy places the organism in Eukaryota, Fungi, Ascomycota, Sordariomycetes, Hypocreales, Nectriaceae.
AUGUCGCGGGGCCCAGUUUCUUCUCAGCUUCACUUGCUGUCGAAUCUCCCUGCUGUACCUGUCGGUGACAAAGUCAGAUUCCUCGGAUGGUAUGACCGCAAUACCACUGCUGUGGUGGAUGUCAGCCUGCUUCUAGAAUCCCUCACCGCUGAGCAAACACGUGUCGGCGAGUUUGUCAACGUGAUAGGGUAUAUCACAGAGCAAAAGAUGACUCGUGAUAAGAAACAACCAUACCAAGAGUCGAAACAGGUGUGUGUGCAAGCCAUAGUUCUCUGGUCAACUGGUCCCAUGGACCUUCAGAAGUACGAAAAGCUUGUCGAUGCCAAAUGA